AUGACUACCAAACAACAUGGUUCCAUCGAUGCGUGGAGCAACCUUCCCCACCCAAACUUUUUGAAAUAUGUUCCAGAGGCUGGCCGACUCUUGCAACUAUCUAAAACAUCUUUACCGACGGAGGGUCUCACGAUCGAACAGACCGUUCAACUGAUAGAUAAAGCUGGCGUAGAUAAAAUAUGUUUAAAUGCUUGGUAUAGACCUGGAAGGGCGGUUAUCACUAAUGACAUGGUAGGCGAAUGGGUGCAAAAGCGUCCCGACAGAUUUAUUGGAAUAGCUAGCGUCAAUUUGCUUGACCCAGUUGGUGCUGUGAAAGAAUUGGAUAGAGCCGUCAACGUACUAGGUUUCAAGGGUCUUCGAAUUGUUCCGUGGUUGUGGAAUCUUCCACCAAACGACAAGCAUUACUAUCCUCUCUAUGUAAAGUGUAUCGAACUUGAUAUCCCUUUCUUCACUCAAAUUGGCCAUACGGGUCCAUUAUGUCCUUCUGAAACAGGCAGACCUAUUCCCUAUAUUGAUGAAGUUGCGAUAACGUUUCCUCAACUGAAAAUUGUCGGAGGUCAUGUCGGUUAUCCUUGGACAAACGAAAUGAUUAGUGUUUGUUGGAAGCAUCCUAAUGUUUAUGUUGAUACUUCCGCCUGGCUUCCUCGAUACUAUCCCCCAGAACUUGUCCACUAUAUGAAGACUUACGGACAGGAUAAAGUUUGUUAUGGUAGUAAUUUUCCCCAACUCAGUUGGAAAGCUACGAUGGAACAAGUGGACGCAUUAGGUUUGAGUUCCGAGAUAAAGGAUAAAUUUUUAUAUGGAAAUAUAGCAAAACUACUCAAACUAGAAAACAAAGCCAAAUUGUAA
Molecule: messenger RNA, 849 nt
Organism: Paraglomus occultum
Lineage: Eukaryota; Fungi; Glomeromycota; Glomeromycetes; Paraglomerales; Paraglomeraceae
Source: the annotation of a GenBank genome assembly